Messenger RNA from Panicum virgatum (switchgrass), 1313 nucleotides. RefSeq lists its product as uncharacterized. Lineage: Eukaryota; Viridiplantae; Streptophyta; Magnoliopsida; Poales; Poaceae. The coding region runs from base 414 to 875 and encodes 153 amino acids. The transcript has 2 exons. The record is from RefSeq and is a predicted model, not a curated record.
CUCACAGCGGCCGGAUCUUGCGCGAGUAGGUUGGCGUUGUUGGCCUCGUGGUUGCAAAGCUGAGUUCUUCGCUGUAGCUAAUUUUUUUAAUCGAUCUAGAUGAGCAAGGCCGAGGAUGUCGCGGAAACAGCUAUUCACAAAAUGCAACAGAUCUCCAAGCAGCUCGUUGAUCUGUUCACGAACAAGCUCAUGUAUCGCGUGCUUAGUUUCAACAAUUGUGCUGGCACUUUCUAGAGUAUUUGUGUUAUGUUCCCAAUUGUUGCCGAGCAUGCAAGUUUAGUUUCACGAACUAGCAAUGUUUCUACCAAAUAAAUGGCAUGCAUGAUUCAGUUGUGACUCAAUUUAUGUUUGCUUGUAUCAAUGAAUUAUCCUAAUUAUUAUAGCCUUAUUGUAUAUGGAACAGUUUGUCAUGAAUGAAGCGUGUUUUGCUUAUAAAGUUAAACUCCUGCAGGAUGGAACACAACUUGAAUUAUGGAUUCACUGGUGCUACCAGUCAGGCAUACCCUGACUCCCAAGAAUGGGAGUUCCCUUUGUCUGCAUCAUUGGCUGAGAUUGAGCAAGCUACAACUCAUCAAUUGCAGGAAGCCAUGCGGCAUCAAAUGUCAUUUGAACCUCCCAGACCUGAAGCUGUAGCUGUACCUGUGGACGCCAGCAAUGAAAAUGCCGAGGUAAUUGUACAAGCAGUAGCAGUAAACAUUCCUGGUCAGUCCAAAAGAGGAGGGAAAGGUAAUAAGACUGCCAGAGGAAAUGACAAGAGGGUAUCACAAAGAGGUAAAUCAUUUAGCAAAGAGGAAGAUAGAAUUAUUUGUUCGGCCUUCCUGAAUGUGAGCAAAGACCCAAUUACUGGUGUGUCCCCUUCACUUGAUAAAUUUUAAAGAUUUGAUAGUUGUGAUGUUAGUAAACUUAUUACGUUUACAUAUGUAGGAACCAAUCAAUCUAGUGGAGGUUAUUAUCAAAGAUUGCAUGAAUAUUUUGUGGAGAACAUUGAUUUCCCUACUUCAAGAAGUUAGAUUGCGAUAUCUAACCGGUGGCUCACCAUACAAAAGGCUGUUAAUAAAUUCUGUGGUUUUUUUUUCUAUUGUUGAAAGGAGGAAUGAGAGUGGAAAAACAGAACAGUACUCAUCACCAUAUACAUCAUUGACAGUGUUGACAAAGUGCAUGAGGGUCUCGAGAACGGUUGUCUCUGCCAUUUUGUAUGUGUCAUCUAAUGCAUCUGCAGCGCCGCCAUACGCUAACAUUCUCAUUGCAAUUAAGCACUUGUGAAUUGGAGUGAAACCUAACUUCUUUGCUGCAUUUCGUUUUUGCUUGAAAUA